Messenger RNA from Nerophis lumbriciformis (worm pipefish), 741 nucleotides. NCBI's taxonomy places the organism in Eukaryota, Metazoa, Chordata, Actinopteri, Syngnathiformes, Syngnathidae. The record is from RefSeq and is a predicted model, not a curated record.
AUGCAUCGGAUCGCCCCGCGGCGGCGCAAGCUCCGGCUCCGGGCGCUGUGGGCUGCGCUGGCCCUGCUGGCCAUGUCAGUGGCCGCCUGCAGUGCGCUCUUCACGGCUUGGACCUGGCGCCAGACGCGGGACCUGUCCCAGUCCUUUCACAUCCUCCAGGAGCGCCUCGAGCAGGUCAACACGCAAAGGAAGGCCAUCGUGCAGCUGAUUCUGGAGAAAAGAGAGCUCCUGGUGGGCCAGAGAGUCAAGCGAGACGGGGGGGCCCUGCGCGGGAAGCACGGAAACGGCAAGAAAGCGGCGUCUCAUUUCGAGAUCACCAAAGUCUCCUCGCAACAAGUGGGAGAAGGCGGCGUGAUCAAAGGCUGGGAGGAGCGCGUGCUCAACAUGAGCAAAGCGGUCAGCUACGACAAGGAGGAAGGCACCUUCAUCGUGGAGAAACCGGGCGUUUACUUCCUCUUUUGUCAGGUUCUGUUCAACGAGCAGGAGUCGCAGUACGUUAAACUUGACGUGGUGACGGGCGGCCAGAGGCCUCAGAAGCUGCAGUGCAUGGAGGGCUACGGGACCACGCCGUCGGCGGGCCCGCACCCGUCGCACUUCCUCAAGCCCUGCCAGGUCUCUGGGCUCCUGCGCCUGGACAAAGGCGCCCGACUGCACGCCGUCACCGGCCCUUCCUUCCGCCUGCACACGGUGGGCAACCCUUCGGCCUCGCCUCACGUCUUCAGCAUCUUCAAAGUCAACUGA